CCUGAACUUCAGCGUCGCGUAUAGCUGCCGCGGGCCGCUCAAACGCUUCGUCAGAAGCUGUGAGCAGUGCUACACACGUACACGAACGACUCCGGUCAUUCUUGUCGGGCCGUCGGAUAUACCCAGGCUGCCACCCUGACAUUCCACAAAGCGCACAAAAGCACCGCGGCACCCACAUACGUCGUCGCACGAGCCCCAGAAGAAUGUCCAGGCAAGGCCCCCUAGGCGCGGCCCACAGCCAGAGCGACCGCUACCGGCGGCGGCUCCUCGCGGCCGCCGGGCUGUCGAACAAUUUACUAUUCAGCAAUCUCAACACGACCAUGGCCGUGAAAUCCAGCGCUUCGCGAACGGCGCCGGCGACCGCGGCGCUCGGCGCGCUCAGCGGCUACCUCGCGAAGCGCGACGAGCAGCACCAGUGGCGGCGGCGCUUCUGCGUAUUAGCGCCGCAAGCGUUCCUCUACUACUUCGAGGACAGCAGCGCCGACGCUCCAAGAGGUGUAAUAGACUUAGAAGGCGCGGACGUGUCGGUGGGCGACGGCAACGUCGUGCACAUCGUCACGCCCGGCACGCACGACACGGAAGGCCGGCGCUUCUACUUCCAGGCGGACUCGGCGGACGACGCCGCGGCCUGGGUGUCCGCAUUGGUGCGGGAGCGCUACUUUAAUGUGCGGGACGAGCGCGACGCGUAUAGAGAUUUGCAGCACGACCUGUCGGCCCAGGCGGCGGCGUCGCGCGAUGCACUAGAUGAGGCGACGGAGGCGAACGACGAAGCCGAAAGACGCCACGUCGCGGCAGCUAGAGCCGAGGCGGAGCUCGACGAUAGAUUAAGGGCCAUCGCCAGGGAGCUCGACGAACAUGACGACGACUCCGAGGGUGAUGAUCUGGAGGAGGACGUCCGGUCCUCCAUUUUAGCGCGGAUGAAGAGACAUGGAAGGCGCUCCAUGGCGCGCAUCGCCGCGCUCGAAGCUAAACUCGAGUCGAAGGAGGCGUCCUCGGAAGAACGCGCGCGGGAACUCAGGAGGCACGGCGCCGAGGUCGCACAAUUGGAGGAGGAAUUGCGACGGGAGGAAGCGCGGACCCAGGACGAGGCGGAGACUUCAGCAAGAUUGAACGAGGAGACCGAGGAGCUUCGGAGGGAGGCGCAGGAGGCGACGCUUAACUUGGAGGUCGUCGAGCAGCAGGCGAAAGCUGCCGACGCGCGCGUCACCGAGCUCCAGGACCAGAAGCGGUUGUUGGUGCGGGAGGUGAAGAACGCGCGGAAGGCUUUGUCUGAUGCCGAGGCCGCCAAUAGAGCUGUACUGGAACGGGCGCUCGCCGAGGCCCCCGAGGUCAAGCGCGAUUCAUCGGAGGAGGAAGUGGAGCGGGGCCCGUUCACGGAAAAGGCGUUUGUCGUCACUUGUAAGAGGUGUGGCGGCGACGUCGCCGGUCCCAAAAAUUCGACGUGUGUGUGCCCCGUGCCCUUGUUGGGGGAGGAGGGUCCGUCCAUGGCCGAUCAGGCGUCGACGUAUUUGCGGUCGAUGACGAAAUCGCUGUUCUCGUCGGCGCCGCCGCCGCCUCCUCCUCCGAAGGCGCCCGACGACGCGCCGGAGGCCGAGACGCCGCCGCCUGCUGCUGGGCGCUAGCUGUGUGUGUGAAUGAUAAUAUAGGUGUAUAUCUGAUGCGAGCGAGC
Molecule: messenger RNA, 1669 nt
Organism: Pelagomonas calceolata
Lineage: Eukaryota; Pelagophyceae; Pelagomonadales; Pelagomonadaceae
Source: the annotation of a GenBank genome assembly